UUGACCGAGCUCCUCCUCACUCCUUUUGAAUACAUGAUCCUGGCCACCAUCAUCGCUAACUGCAUCGUGCUGGCCCUGGAACAGCACCUGCCGGAUGGGGACAAGACACCCAUGUCUGAGCGACUGGAUGACACAGAGCCCUACUUCAUUGGCAUCUUCUGCUUUGAGUCGGGCAUCAAGAUCCUGGCGCUGGGCUUCGCCUUCCACAAGGGCUCCUACCUGCGCAACGGCUGGAACGUCAUGGACUUCGUGGUGGUACUGACCGGGAUCUUGUCCACGGUGGGCUCGGAUUUUGACCUGCGCACGCUACGUGCCGUCCGAGUGUUGAGACCCCUCAAACUGGUGUCGGGAAUUCCCAGCCUGCAGGUGGUGCUGAAGUCCAUCAUGAAGGCCAUGAUCCCACUGCUGCAGAUUGGCCUGCUCCUUUUUUUUGCCAUCCUCAUGUUUGCCAUCAUCGGCCUGGAGUUCUACAUGGGCAAGUUCCACACCACCUGCUUCAAUAUUAUCACCAUGGAGAUCGAGGAGGAGUUCCCGUGCGGGAAGGAGGCUCCCUCGCGGCUCUGCCCGAACGGGACAGUGUGUCAGGGAUACUGGCUCGGUCCAAACUACGGCAUCACGCAGUUCGACAACAUCCUGUUCGCCGUGCUCACUGUCUUUCAGUGCAUCACCAUGGAGGGCUGGACCGACCUGCUCUACUAUAGCAACGAUGCCUCAGGGAGCGCCUGGAAUUGGAUGUACUUCAUCCCCCUCAUCAUCAUCGGAUCCUUUUUUAUGCUGAAUCUGGUGCUGGGUGUGCUGUCCGGUGAAUUUGCCAAAGAGAGGGAGCGUGUUGAGAACAGAAGCGAGUUCCUCAAGCUGAGGCGGCAGCAGCAGAUAGAGCGGGAGCUGAACGGAUACCUGGAGUGGAUCUGCAAAGCAGAAGAGGUCAUCCUCGCUGACGAGGACCAUGACGGGGACGACCGGAUGCCCUUCGACGGAUCACGGCGGAGGCCGACCAUAAAGAAGAGCAAGACUGACCUGCUGAACCCGGAGGAGGGAGAGGGGGACAUGGGCGUGGGCUCGCCCUUCGCUCGAUCCAGCAUUAAGAGUGCCAAACUGGAGGGCUCCUCCUUCCACAAGAAGGAGCGGCGGCUGCGCUUCUUCGUCCGCCACGUGGUGAAGACGCAGGCCUUCUACUGGACCGUGCUGUGCCUGGUGGGCCUCAACACGCUGUGCGUGGCCGUCGUGCACUACGACCAGCCCGAGCUGCUGUCCGACUUCCUCUACUUUGCGGAGUUCAUAUUCCUGGGAAUCUUCUUGUCGGAGAUGUUCAUAAAGAUGUAUGGACUGGGGUACCGGCCUUACUUUCACUCCUCCUUCAACUGCUUUGACUGCAUUGUCAUUGUGGGAAGCAUAUUCGAGGUGAUCUGGGCAGUGAUCCAGCCAGGAACCUCCUUUGGCAUCAGUGUCUUACGAGCUCUCAGGUUAUUGAGGAUCUUCAAAGUGACCAAGUACUGGGCGUCCCUGCGCAACCUGGUGGUGUCCCUGCUGAACUCCAUGAAGUCCAUCAUCAGCUUGCUCUUCCUCCUCUUCCUCUUCAUCGUGGUCUUCGCUCUGCUGGGCAUGCAGCUCUUCGGGGGACAAUUUAACUUUGAAUCAGGCACACCCCCAACAAAUUUUGAUACGUUUCCUGCAGCAAUAAUGACCGUGUUUCAGAUCCUUACAGGUGAGGACUGGAACAUGGUGAUGUACGACGGCAUCGAGUCUCAGGGCGGAGUCAACAAAGGCAUGGUCUUCUCCAUCUUCUUCAUCGUCCUCACACUCUUCGGGAACUACACCCUGCUCAAUGUGUUCUUGGCUAUCGCUGUGGACAAUCUGGCCAAUGCACAGGAGCUGACUAAGGAUGAACAAGAGGAGGAGGAGGCUGCAAGUCAAAAGAUCGCCCUGCAGAAAGCCAAGGAGGUGGCAGAGGUCAGCCCCCUGUCUGCAGCCAACCUAUCCAUCGCAGCAGAGACAGUUAACACUGAGCGUCUGCACACUACAGAGCCCUUGCUGGACUGUAAGGAGCAGCAGAAGAAUCAUAAGUCCUCUAAGUCGGUGUGGGAGCAGCGCACCCAUGAGCUGCGUAAGCAGACCCUGAUGACCAGCAGGGAGGCGCUGUACAACGAGCUGGACCCCGAGGACCGCUGGAAGGUGUCCUACUCCCGCCACAUUCGGCCGGACAUGAAGACGCACCUGGACCGGCCGCUGGUGGUGGACCCGCAGGAGAACCGCAACAACAACACCAACAAGACGCGGCCCAGCGAGGGGGCGGAGCCGGACCAGCGGCUGAGCCAGCAGCGGGCCGAGGAGUUCCUGCGCAAGCAGGCGCGCUUCAACGAGCGGGGCGGGGGCGGCGGCGGGGGCGGCUCGGGCCGGUCCUUCGAGAGGGCCGACUCCGCCGAGUCGCGCUGCGGGCGCAAGGACCACGAGCCGGGCCAGCGCGGGCCCAACCACCACUCCCACCCCCACCUGGACCGCGCCGAGGACUGCGGCCGCGACCCGCACCGCCGCCACCAGCACCGGCCGCCCGCCGGCCGGCCCAAAGACGGCCGCAGCUCGUCCCCCCGCGGCGAGGGCGGGGCCCCGGAGCACCGCCGCCCCCGCCAGCAUCGCAGACCCCCCGAGGACGAGGACGGGGGCGGAGGCCGCGGCGGACGCCACAGGGGCCCAGGAGGAGAGGGGAGCCGGAGCAGGGGGACGGACGGGGACGGCGAGCACACGGACGGCGGGGAACGGAGACAGAGGCGCCAUCGCCACGGCGCCCAGUCCACCUAUGAGAACGACGGCAAGAGGGACAGAGACAGGGACAGAGUCCGACAGCACAGAGUUAGGAAGGAGGGUCAGGGUAACGGCCCCACCCUGUCCACCACCCGGCCCAUCCAGCAGAAUCUGCCGCGGCAGGACAGCCAGUACAGCGAGGACAUGGACAACGUCAUGAACAGCAAGCUGGCCACGCAGCCCCCGGCGACACGCAACCACGCCCCCAACCCCCACGCCCUGUCCAACCACAGCCUGUCCAGCCUGCCCAGCCCCACCAACAACAGCACCACCACCCACAACGCCGUCAACGCCCCCGUCAGCAACCCCCAGCCCGGCGGGGGCGACCCCGGAAAGACCCCCGAGAACAGCCUGAUCCUCACCAACCCCGCCUCCACACCCAUCAACCCGGGCAAGACCGGCACCAAGAAGCCAGAGCACACCGCAGUGGACAUGCCGCCUGUGUUCCCCUCCAACAACGCCAUUCUGCAAGUGAAUAAAAAUGCUAACACGGAGCCCCUGCCUAAGAAGGAUGAGGAGAAGAAGGAGGACGACGACGACGACAAAGGGGACGAGAACGGCCCCAAACCCAUGCCCCCCUACAGCUCCAUGUUCAUCCUGUCCACCACCAACCCGUUCCGGAGGCUGUGCCACUACAUCGUGACUCUGCGCUACUUUGAGAUGUGCAUCCUGCUGGUCAUCGCCAUGAGCAGUAUCGCGCUGGCCGCAGAGGACCCGGUCCAGCCCGACUCCCCCCGAAACAACGUGCUGCGCUACUUUGACUAUGUCUUCACCGGAGUGUUCACGUUCGAGAUGUUGAUCAAGAUGGUGGACCUGGGCCUGGUGCUGCACCAGGGCUCCUAUUUCCGAGACCUGUGGAACAUCCUGGACUUUAUAGUGGUUAGUGGUGCCCUGGUGGCCUUCGCCUUCACGGGGAGUAGUAAGGGGAAGGACAUCAGCACCAUCAAGUCUCUGAGGGUUCUGAGAGUGCUACGUCCACUGAAGACCAUCAAGCGUCUGCCUAAGCUGAAGGCUGUGUUUGACUGUGUGGUGAACUCUCUGAAGAAUGUUCUGAACAUCCUGAUUGUCUACAUGCUCUUCAUGUUCAUCUUCGCUGUGGUGGCUGUGCAGCUGUUCAAGGGACGCUUUUUCUACUGCACCGACGAGUCCAAGGAGUUUGAGCGCGACUGCAGGGGCGAGUAUCUGGUGUACGAACGUGACAAUGAGGUGAAGGCUCAGAAGCGGGAGUGGAAGAAGUACGAUUUCCACUACGACAACGUGCUUUGGGCCCUGCUCACCCUCUUCACCGUGUCUACUGGAGAGGGGUGGCCGCAGGUGCUGAAACAUUCAGUGGAUGCGACCUAUGAGAAUCAGGGCCCGAGCCCGGGGUACCGGAUGGAGAUGUCCAUCUUCUACGUGGUGUACUUCGUGGUCUUCCCCUUCUUCUUCGUCAACAUCUUCGUGGCUCUCAUCAUCAUCACCUUCCAGGAACAGGGCGACAAGAUGAUGGAGGACUACAGUCUGGAAAAGAACGAGAGAGCCUGCAUAGACUUUGCCAUCAACGCCAAACCUCUGACACGUCACAUGCCGCAGAACCGACUGAGCUUCCAGUAUCGCAUGUGGGAGUUUGUGGUGUCACCUCCCUUUGAGUACACCAUCAUGGCUAUGAUCGCGCUCAACACCAUCGUGCUCAUGAUGAAGUACAAUGGAGCCUCGCCCGCCUAUGAAAACGUGCUGAAGGACCUAAACAUUGUGUUCACCUCACUGUUCUCCAUGGAGUGUGUGCUGAAGAUCAUCGCGUUCGGAGUCCUGAAUUAUUUCAAGGAUGCGUGGAAUAUUUUUGAUUGUGUGACCGUCCUUGGGAGCAUCACUGAUAUUUUAGUCACUGAAUUAGGGAACAACUUCAUAAACCUCAGUUUCCUGCGGCUCUUCAGGGCUGCUAGGCUCAUUAAGCUGCUCAGGCAGGGCGAGACCAUCCGCAUCCUGCUCUGGACCUUCGUCCAGUCCUUCAAGGCGCUGCCGUACGUCUGCCUGCUCAUCGCCAUGCUCUUCUUCAUCUACGCCAUCAUCGGCAUGCAGCUCUUUGGCAAUAUAGGAAUUGAGGAGGAGGAAGGAGACAGUGCCAUCAACCAGCACAACAACUUCAGGACCUUCUUCCAGGCCCUCAUGCUGCUCUUCAGGAGCGCGACGGGAGAGGCGUGGCAUGACAUAAUGCUGUCGUGUCUGGGAGGAAAGGACUGUGACCCUCGGUCUGGUAUCAAGGAGCCAGAGUGUGGCAGCGAGUUCGCGUACCUGUACUUCGUCUCCUUCAUCUUCCUCUGCUCCUUCCUGAUGUUGAACCUAUUUGUAGCUGUCAUCAUGGACAACUUUGAGUAUUUGACGCGAGACUCUUCCAUACUGGGGCCUCACCACCUGGACGAGUAUGUCCGAAUUUGGGCGGAGUACGACCCUGCUGCCUGUGGCCGCAUUCAUUAUAAGGACAUGUACAGUUUAUUGCGAGUAAUCGACCCCCCUCUGGGCUUAGGAAAGAAAUGUCCCCAUAGGGUGGCCUGCAAGAGGCUGUUGCGGAUGGAUCUGCCGGUUGCGGAGGACAACUCUGUCCACUUUAACUCCACCCUCAUGGCCUUAAUCCGCACGGCGUUGGACAUCAAGAUCGCCAAGGGGGGUGUGGACAAGCAUCAGAUGGACUCUGAGCUUCGGAAGGAGAUGAUGGCGAUCUGGCCCAAUCUCUCCCAGAAGACCCUGGACCUGCUGGUUACUCCCCAUAAGUCGACAGACCUGACGGUGGGGAAGAUCUACGCCGCCAUGAUGAUCAUGGAGUAUUACCGGCAGAGCAAAGCCAAACGGACUCAGGCUCUCCGAGAGGAGCAGAAUCGAACGCCAUUAAUGUUUCAGCGCCUGGAGCCCCCGUCCCCAACCCAGGAUGGUGGGCAGGGAGUCAACAGCCUCCCGGAGCCUCAGCCGGAGACCGAGCUCCUGGAAGAGGAGACGGAAAGCCAGUCCUGGGUGACGGCGCGACGCACGCAGGAGAUGUCCCCAAACACCGGACGGUGGACCCCGCCCCCUCGCCCCUGCCGGCCCAGGCCUGUCCCUCAGGCCCCGCAGUGCUCACGCCCCGCUCUCCCUCUGUUUUCGCAGACGGUAGAGAUGAGAGAGAUGGGGCAGGAUGGUUACGUCGACACUGAUCACUAUCUCCCAAUGGAAGGGCACGGGAGGGCCGCCUCUAUGCCCCGGCUUCCAGCUGACAACCAACGGAGGAAGGGAAGGCCACGCGGGAAUAAUCUCAGUACCAUCACGGACAGCAGUCCCAUGAAGCGCUCGGCCUCCUCCCUGGGUCACGGGCGCUCGGGGAAGGGGGGCCGGCUGGACGACUACGCCCCCGAGGAGGGCCAGCGGCACGGGCACCGGCGCCGGGAGCGCAGCCACCGCGCCUCCGAGCGCUCCCUGAGCCGCUACACCGACGCAGACACAGGGCUCGGCACAGACCUCAGCACCACCACGCAAUCGGGUGACCUGCCGCCCAAGGAGAAGGACCGCGAGCGCGACCGGGAGAGGGACCGGGAGCGCGGGCGACCCAAGGACCGGAAGCACCACCACCAUCACCACCACCACCACGGCUCCAUGGACAAGGAGCGCUACGGGCCCGAGCGCGGCGAGUACGGCCACCGGCCCGCCCGCGACAGAGACCGCCGCUGGUCCCGCUCCCCCAGCGAAGGCCGAGAGUGCCUGACACACAGACAGGGCAGUAGUUCGGUGAGCGGGAGCCCCGUCCCCUCGACCUCCGGCACCAGCACCCCCCGGCGCGGCCGCCGGCAGCUGCCCCAGACCCCCGCCACCCCCCGACCCCACGUCACCUACUCCCCCGUGGUCCGUAAGGCCAUCAACACCCCGCCCGGGCAGCACAGCCGCCACCCCACCCCCACCCCCCGCCGGUUCUCCCCCCCGGGCCCCUCCUCGGGCCACGGCUCCCCGCGCUCGUCCCGGCCCGGCCGCUGGGCGCCCCCGCAGGACAGCGUGGAGGGCGACGGCUGCUUCUACGACCAGGACUACGAGUACGAGCGCCACCAGCCCCCCGCCUACGAGCCGGGCCCCGCGCAGGCCAACCCCCACCCGCACGCCCACCCGCACCCGCACCCCCACCCCCGCUCGCCCAGGACUUCCCGCCACGCGCCCCCGGUCCAGCCGCCCCCCCGCCGACUGCCCAACGGCUACCGCUCGUCCUCACCCUCCCCGCACCACCACGGCCCCCACCCAGGGACCCACAAGCCCCCGCACGCUCGAGGACCCAGAAAGGGGCUGCAUGAACCCUACAGCGAGACCGACGAGGAUGACUGGUGCUAGCCUCCGGGGACCGGGGGGGUCCGGAGAUGGAGGGGUGGGGAAGGGGGGGUGGGGGGGGGCGACGCAGGACGGCUACGCUGUUCUUUUCCCUCACAGAGACGCUGACUGGGAGGGGAGAGCAGGAGGGACGCUACAUUGGCGUGGGCAUACGCGUGUGUGCGUGUGUGUGUGCGUGCAUGUGCGUGUGUGUGUGUGCCGGUGUGUGCGCACACGCCUCACGCAGCCCAGUCAAACAGGAGGAAGUCCCGUGCCCCACCGACUGAAGACGGGGGAGCUGGAGUCAAGGCAUGUUUCUUUCUUUUCUGUUCACUUUUUUCCCCAUUUCUACUGCUGCUCAGUCUAUCCUGCGGGGAGAGGAAGGGACAGGGGUGGAAGUGGGGCUGUGUCAG
Messenger RNA from Anguilla rostrata (American eel), 7508 nucleotides. RefSeq names its product voltage-dependent P/Q-type calcium channel subunit alpha-1A-like. The transcript is spliced from 49 exons. The record is from RefSeq and is a predicted model, not a curated record. Gene Ontology annotation, cellular component: voltage-gated calcium channel complex; membrane; neuronal cell body. Gene Ontology annotation, molecular function: high voltage-gated calcium channel activity. NCBI's taxonomy places the organism in Eukaryota, Metazoa, Chordata, Actinopteri, Anguilliformes, Anguillidae. The coding region runs from base 34 to 7119 and encodes 2361 amino acids. Gene Ontology annotation, biological process: calcium ion import across plasma membrane; chemical synaptic transmission.